AUGGUAGAGCAUACCGGGGUAUUAUCCCGGCCAUGCAUGCGAUAUCUUGGACUGUGGGUGGACGAUCAGUGGAGGUUUUGUGAGCAUUUCCGCAGGACGGCGGAAAAGGCCACUCGUAUGGCUAACGCCUUGGCGGGUUUAAUGCCAAAUCUGCGGGGACCGAGCACGCGGGUGCGGUUAUACAUCAUGGUCGUCCACUCGGUGUUGCUCUAUGGCGCACCGGUGUGGCAUCGAGAAGUGCAAGUAAUGUCCAUUGAAUUGAUGGCCGAGAAGCAGGCACAGAUCUUCGAGUUCUCGCGCCGGGGUCUUAGAGAAGGACGUCCGAAUCUUGCAGUUGAACUGCUGGAUUUUAAAGAGCACGUACAACGCGAUGCGGUAGAGGCAUGGAGGGAGUGUCUGCGGGGCACUUCUCUUCCUGGCCAACGGGUGCAUAUGGUUUUUAAGACGGUUCUAGCUCAAUAG
Pseudomyrmex gracilis is the source of this 462-nucleotide messenger RNA. RefSeq lists its product as uncharacterized. The record is from RefSeq and is a predicted model, not a curated record. Lineage: Eukaryota; Metazoa; Arthropoda; Insecta; Hymenoptera; Formicidae. The coding region runs from base 1 to 462 and encodes 153 amino acids. The transcript has 2 exons.